Molecule: messenger RNA, 4280 nt
Organism: Pararge aegeria (speckled wood butterfly)
Lineage: Eukaryota; Metazoa; Arthropoda; Insecta; Lepidoptera; Nymphalidae
Gene: Dp1
Product: vigilin
Exons: 17
Coding region: 195-3965 (1256 amino acids)
Cellular component (GO): cytoplasm; nucleus
Molecular function (GO): mRNA binding
Source: RefSeq, a predicted model, not a curated record
UUCGUUUUAUCCUUCAGCCUUUAUCUGUGUCAGCUUUUCAUAUCUUUAAUCUGUGGUUCUCCUUGCUCGCGGCAGCAUUGGGAGAAAGAAAAUUCGAUCCUGGCGUCUCAAGGAUAAUUUUUCUGGUUGAUUAGCUACAGUACAUAAGUACUGUAACGACUUGGCGCGGACAAGGACUGCUGGAGACGACGAAAAUGAUGCAUCAGCAAUCCAUGAUGGUUGGAGAUAUGAUUCCUGUACACUCUGAAAUACCCGUGCAUUCCGAGGAAAUGAACAAUGUUGGAUACGACAACAGUAAUUCUUAUGCCUAUGACGACCUGUUCCCGGCUCUGCCGCACUCGCAGGCACCGGUGCAACGCAGCAUUCAGCAAGUCACCAACAAGUUGCGCGUUGGCUCGUCGCUUCAUACCCAGGUUUUCCAUGUGCCAUAUGAAGAGAGAAAACUGGACAAUGCCAACACUUUCGGUGAAGGCGAAUCUUUGAGAACUUGCCAGUCCAUUACGAAGGAUACUGGGGCCCAUAUAGAGAUCUCUACCAGCAAGGAUGGAAGUUUGACUUUCCUUAUUACGGGAAAGCAUAGCGCUGUCCUUGAUGCACGAAGACUUAUUCUGACCCAUUUCCAGCAACAGGCCAGCAAACAGAUUUCGAUCCCUAAAGAGCAUCAUCGCUGGAUUUUGGGCAAGCAAGGGCAAAAGCUGAAAGAUCUGGAGAAGGUUACUGCAACUAAAAUAAGCGUACCUGGCAUUGCUGAUAACAAUGAGACUGUUACGAUUACUGGAACUAAAGAAGGAAUUGAGAAGGCCGAACAUGAAAUACGAGUUUGCUCUGAGGAACAGUCGCGAAAGGCACUCGAGCGUAUCACUGUGCCGAAGAUCUACCAUCCCUUCAUCCAAGGCCCAUUCGGCGAGCGCGCGGCGGCUCUCACCGCUGAGACCGGCGCCCGUAUUCACAUCCCGCCCGCGUCCACCCAGAGCGACGAGAUUGUUGUCGCUGGAGAGAAAACCGGCGUGCUGGCUGCUAAAGCCCAAAUCGAGCAGAUUUAUGAAGAAAUGGCCAAGAAAUGUUCAACUGUCCGAGUCGAAGUCCCUAAAUCUCAACACAAAUACGUGAUAGGCGCCCGCGGUACUACGAUUCAAGAAAUACUUAAAGAAACCGGCGUGUCUGUGGAGAUGCCGCCCCCAGAUUCACCAACUGGCACUAUUACUCUUCAUGGCCCUCACAAUAAAAUAGGAUUGGCUCUAUCUAAGGUGUGUGAGAAAGCUAACUCUGUGAAAACUGCAACUGUGGACGCUCCAACAUGGAUACACAAGUAUAUUAUUGGUAAAAAUGGCUCUAAUAUUAAGAAGAUUACCCAGGACCUCUCCAAGGUACAUGUUGACAUUACACAUUCCGAAGAUAAAGUUAAAAUUGACGGACCUCCAGAAGAAGUGGAACGAGCACAAGUUGAAUUGGACAACUUUGUUAAAAAUUUACUUGCUACACUUACAUAUGUAGAACUUUCCGUGGAUCCUAAGUUCUUUAAGCACAUUAUUGGCAAAAGUGGAUCAAACAUCAACAGACUGAAGGAUGAGACUGGUGUAGUUAUAAAUAUAAUCGAAAAUGAAGGCAAUAACGUUAUUAGAAUUGAAGGAAGCCACAGUGGUGUAGCUGAUGCUGAAAGAGAAUUAAGAGAGAUGGUGAUGAAACUCGAAAAUGAGAGAACUAAAGAAGUGUUUGUCGAUCAUAGAUACAUUAAGUCAUUAAUAGGAGUGAGGGGUGAUAAGAUAAAAGAAAUCCGUGAAAAGUUCGAGCGUGUACUCAUCACAUUGCCAGAUCAGGGUCAGAAAAGAAGUCCGAUUAAACUUCGUGGACCUCAGGAGGACAUCGAAAAAUGCGAAAAAUAUCUUCACAAGCUUAUGAAAGAAAUCGCUGAAUCAUCUUAUGUGCAGGAGGUACCUAUUUUUAAACAAUUCCAUAAAUUCAUUAUUGGCAAGGGUGGCGUAAAUCUGAGAAAGAUUCGUGACGAGACGCAGACCGUGAUAGACUUACCGGCGGAAGGAGACGACAGUGACGUCAUCACUGUAAGAGGCAAACGCGAGAACGUCGAGGAAGCUGUAAAGAAAAUCCAGCAAAUACAUAACGAGAAAGCUAACAUUGUAACAGAGGAGGUGACGAUUGCGCCCAAGUACUACAAUUCGCUUAUUGGAGCUGGUGGUAAGUUGAUCCACUCCAUCAUGGAAGAAUGUGGAGGUGUGCUGAUCAAGUUCCCGUCUGCUGACAGCGACAGCGACAAGGUUGUGAUCAAGGGGCCCGUAGAGGACGUAGAGAAAGCGAGGCAACAGUUGCUCGCACACGCCAGCGAGCGAGAACUCACCUCGCACACGGCGCACGUUCGCGCCAAGCCCGAACACCACAAGUUCCUGAUCGGCAAGAAUGGUGCUAAUAUCAAGAAGAUCCGCGAACAGACCGGAGCUCGGAUCAUAUUCCCCACAGAAAAAGACGAAGAUAAGGAAGCCAUUUUCAUAAUUGGUCGGUCGGAGCAAGUGGAGGCGGCCCGCAAGCAGCUGGAGGUAGCGGUGGCGGAAAUCAGCAACGUGUCUGAAGGCGAGAUGUCGGUGGAGCCGCGCCACCACCGGUACUUCGUGGCCCGCCGCGGCGAGGUGUUGCGCCGUAUCGCCGAUGACUGUGGCGGUGUGCAAAUCUCUUUCCCGCGGCAGGGUGUCACCAGCGAUCGAGUCGUGCUGAAGGGGCCUAAGGACUGCAUCGAGGCGGCCAAGACGCGCAUCAACGAAAUUAUCGAAGACCUAGAAGCUAAGGUAACGAUCGAGUGCAUCAUUCCACAAAGGCACCAUCGCACGGUAAUGGGAGCUCGCGGUGCGAAGGUCAAGGAUAUCACGGCCGAGUGUGAUGUACAAAUUAAAUUCCCGGAGCGGGAUCUGACUGAGGGAGCAGAUAUUCCCGUGAAAACUGAAGAAAAUGCUGAACCAGGACUGAACGACAUCAUAAGAAUAACUGGCCGCCCUGAAAACUGUGAAGCUGCUAAAAAGGCAUUACUUGAACAAGUGCCAAUAACGAUAGAUGUUGAAGUUCCGAAUGAUUUGCACCGAUUGCUUGCCGGUUUAAAAAGAAGGGAGUUGAUGCAGUCCUACGACGUUCACAUCUUGAUGCCGCCGAAUGAGGAAAACAGUGAUAUUGUGAAGGUAACUGGUACACCAACAAAUGUUGAAAAAGCAAAAGAAGCAAUUGCUGAUAAAAUUGUUGAAAUGGAGAAAGACAAAGAAGACAGAGUUCUCAGAUCAUUUGAGUUGAAAUUCAAAGUGGACCCAGAGUACCAUCCUCUUGUUAUUGGUAAAGGAGGUUUAGUAAUUAAGAAGAUUCGCACUGACUAUGGAGUACAAAUCAACCUGCCAAAGCGCGGUAAUAUCGAUGACGAUAUCAUCACCAUACAAGGUUAUGAAGACAAGGCAUUGCAAGCCAAAGAAGCCAUCAUGGCUAUUGUUCACCAACUCGACAACCAAUAUCGAGAGGAAGUGGACAUCGACCCCCGUGUCCACAGGAGGCUGAUAGGUCACGGUGGCAAGAAUAUCAAACGCAUAAUGGAUGAUUACAAAGUAGACAUCCGCUUCCCCAAGCAGGGAGAUGACAGUAUCGUCAUCAUCAGCGGUGACGAGGACAACGUGCUGGACGCUAAGGAUCAUCUCUUGAAUUUAGCAGAGGAAUAUAUUCAAGAUGUCGCGGAUCGGUACCAGCGACCUGCGGCUCCGUCCCUCGCCGACUUCGGGGAAGUGCUGAGUGGGGAUAACGCGAGUGGCGGCGCGCCCUCUACCGGUUUUGUGGUGAAGGGCGGGCCGUGGGAGCAGCGUGCACCCGACACCGCGUCCACCGACGAGUUCCCGACAAUGCCGGGGGCGACCCGCGCCCCGCAGCCCGCGCCCGCGCCCAUCCCUCCGCCCGCGUCCUCUACCGUGUGGGGCCCGCGCCGCUAGUCCAACCACACCCCCACUGCCCUCCUCAUCACAAUAAACCCAGUAACUGUGAGCGAAGCACUAUGUAUUCCAUUCUGCAAUUCUAACGCUUAACGCCUCUAAAUCUUUAACGGCGGCUCAGCGUUAUAAUUGUAGAAUUGGAGUUUUUGCAAAUGAAUAUUUUUCACUAGUAGUCGGAGGGCGUCCAAAGCAACCAAAAUGAAGGCUAUACAACUGUUUUGCGUUUGCGGUUAACAUUGCACACACGUUUAAGUAUCGUCACUUAGCUAACUAAAAAAAUACUGCGCAAAUCAAAUUAGCGUAGAGAUUUGGAGA